Messenger RNA from Pyricularia oryzae 70-15, 189 nucleotides. RefSeq lists its product as uncharacterized. The coding region runs from base 1 to 189 and encodes 62 amino acids. The record is from RefSeq and is a predicted model, not a curated record. Lineage: Eukaryota; Fungi; Ascomycota; Sordariomycetes; Magnaporthales; Pyriculariaceae. The transcript has 3 exons.
AUGUACUGGCUCGGCGCCCCGGUCAACAGCAGCGCACCGCGGGGCACCCUCCGACGAACCGGUUACGAUUCAUUUGUUCCUGGCCUGCCUGGCCACAGCUUGGCUCAAGCGUCUUUUCCAGUGCUAGCAAGGUUCGAGAGUGUUCCCAACGAGGCUAUGUUUUGGUUUGUCCUGGACUGCUUUGGGUAG